Ectocarpus siliculosus is the source of this 1510-nucleotide messenger RNA. NCBI's taxonomy places the organism in Eukaryota, Phaeophyceae, Ectocarpales, Ectocarpaceae. The record is from the annotation of a GenBank genome assembly.
UCGCCACAAAACACACACAACACGCUUGGCAAGUCUGUGCACGCCGGGAGCAUGGAAGCAAAAAUGCUUCACGGCCAACAUGGCAACGGGAAACGAGUUCGAAAGCGUUGCACCGCUGUCGCCCACUGCAGCGACGAUCGACGAAUACGACAUCGCUGCCUUUUUCCAACUAAGCUCACGCGCUUGAUCGGCGCCAUCAUGCUCGUCGCAACGGUAGCUCUCAGGGGCGGGGUCUUGGCCUCGUCAAACCCUCUCGAGCUCAACGGGGGGUCUUGCCUCGCUAUGGCGGGCAAGGGUUGCGUGGCGCUGGCGGUGGACCGGCGAUUCGGGCUGGAAGGGCAGCUUGUCUCAACCGAGGCGAAACGCGUGUUGAAGGUCAACGGCCAACUACUUUGCGGAUUCACGGGGCUGUGGACGGACGUCUUGACGGUGAUGCAGGACCUGUCCUCGGAGGUCGCCCUCAAGAGCCUGGCGGAGGCCGACCGCCCCAUCGCCCCGGCGGCGCUGGCGGGGCUACUCUCUACCCUGCUCUACUCGCGCCGAGGGAGCCCGUGGUUCGUGGAGCCGAUCGUUGCGGGUCUGGACCCCCGGGGCAGGCCGUAUCUCUGCGGGCAGGACAUACUUGGAGCCCCCGUAGAAGUGGACGAUUUCGUGGUGGCAGGUACCUCGGCGCAGUCCCUGUACGGAACCUGCGAGGCUUUCUUUCGGCCGGGGAUGGAGCGGGAGGAAUUGUUUCGGGUGGCUUCCCGCUGCCUGCUGUCGGCGCUGGAGCGGGACUGCUUGAGCGGGUACGGGGCGGUGGUUCACCUCAUCACCGAGGAGGGCAUCGAGACGCGAGAACUCACGACUCGGAUGGAUUGAUCAAUUCUCCGAAAAAAGCGGAGGCGGAUAUAUGGUUUGUGUUGAUUUCGUUGGGAGUGUGUGUCGAUCGAUAGCUCUCGCCUGGGAAAGUAAGAUUGACACACAUCCGAGAGUGGCGGUAGACACGGCGUGAUUCAAUGAUUGGAUGCCGCCGCGGUGCCUUGCGUUGUGUGGUUGAUUCGCUUUUACGGAGUAUCGGUGUGUUUGUAAUAGCCUGAAUCAUGUGAAUAUUGUCUGCGUUCGCGCCACGCUUCGGCGGAGAGCAUGACAACACGUACGUAUGACCUUUUGAUUGGACUCAGAAGGACCAAUCAACGCAAAUGAUGGCAUGUCUUGUUGAUAUGUUGUUUCGUCGGUCGACUUUGCUGUCCAACGACGACGCCUCUCCUUGUGCUGCUGGUUUGUUGCCCCCAACAUCUCGAGGAUUCCACCUCAACCGCAUAUAUAUGCACAACGAAUCGGCCAUCAUGCCAUGAUGGGUUAGGCCCUAUAGCGUUGUGGGGGUCGAUUUUAGCGCACAAGUGCGGAGGAUAUCGGCGGCGUGCCGUCCGACAGCCGACUUAUUUUGUGUGCUUCUAGGAAGGCGCGGGAAAUAGAGGUCCGUGCGUGAGUGGUCCCGGAUCGAAAACAACCUGAUUUUUUUUCUCGU